AUGCUUUACAUAUUUAUGUUUAAAACUACAUAUGUGCUGAUUCUGAUCUUGCUUCAAAUUCCUGGCGUCCUGGCCACGCUGGUUGCCCUGUCCUCGCAGGCAUCAACAUCGCCCACGAGCAGCUCGUCCACUUCGCCCACGAGCAGUUCCUCCACUUCGCCCACGAGCAGUUCCUCCACCUCGCCCACGAGCAGCUCCUCAUCGGACACAACGGCUACUACCACUACCACGAUCACAACCGCCGCGACCACCACCACCACCACAACUGAGGAGACUAAGAAGAGGCAUCGCCGCAGGCACCGCCGCCGGAGGAUCAUCAUCAUCCGACGCGGUGGCGGUGGACUAAGGCGCCGCAGAGAGCGUGGCGGCGAAGAGGAUGGUGGCCGUGUCGUGAGGCGCUUCCGUGUGCGCGAACGAAGAUUCAGACGUCGUGAUGCCUUCUUCUAACGAUACACUACUGAUAAAUGACUCCAAUAGUAAUUACUUUCAUGC
Drosophila sechellia is the source of this 492-nucleotide messenger RNA. Its product is annotated as protein new-glue 1. The record is from RefSeq and is a predicted model, not a curated record. The transcript is spliced from 2 exons. The coding region runs from base 1 to 447 and encodes 148 amino acids. NCBI's taxonomy places the organism in Eukaryota, Metazoa, Arthropoda, Insecta, Diptera, Drosophilidae.